AUGAACGUCGCACGAUUGGCCGUGCGACCUAGCGCAUUUGCGCGCACCGUGGAGGCGGCGCAUAGCAGAGCAGGCCGCCAGUCAUCAAACCCCUCAAUUUCCUCUCUUUCCUCUCAUUUCCCUCGUUUGCCUGUGUGGCUUUCAUGUCGUUCUUCUUUCUCGACCUCCGCUCCUGCCUUCUGCGCAAAACACAACCCCUCCAAUCCCGCCAGCGCAAACGCCGAUCAAUCUAACACCCCCAACUCAGAUCGCUACUCGUCCGCUCUGCGGCAGAACAAAGAAUGGGCCGCUCAGACUGCCCGCGAACACCCUGACCUUUUCCCUACCCUCGCGACCGGCCAACAACCCCAGAUCCUGUGGUUAGGAUGCUCCGACUCUCGCUGCCCGGAGACCACCCUGCUGGGCCUGAAGCCCGGCGAUGUCUUCGUCCACCGCAACAUUGCCAAUAUUCUGCACCCCGGUGACCUAAGCUCCGGCGCCGUCAUCGAGUACGCCGUGCAGCACUUGCGCGUCAAUCACGUCGUGGUUUGCGGCCACACCGCCUGUGGUGGCGUUGCCGCCGCCAUGGGCAACAAGCAACUCGGUAUUCUGGAUCCCUGGCUGCUACCGCUGCGUCUCGUGCGCGAGCGCAAUCUUGCUCUGCUGCAGAGCCUGUCGGAGGAGGAGGCAGCACUCAAGCUCGUUGAGCUUAAUGUGCGCGAGGGUCUGGAUGUGGUCAAGCAGAAGGGUGCCGUCCUCAACGCGAUCCAGGAACGUGGACUCCAGGUCCACGGGCUGAUCUACGACGUUGCCUCAGGUGUCUUGCGGGAAUUGGACACACAGGACUCCGAGGAGACCAUCAGGUCUCGAUUGACGGCAUUCGCAGUUCGCGAUUAG
Molecule: messenger RNA, 876 nt
Organism: Penicillium longicatenatum
Lineage: Eukaryota; Fungi; Ascomycota; Eurotiomycetes; Eurotiales; Aspergillaceae
Product: carbonic anhydrase
Exons: 1
Coding region: 1-876 (291 amino acids)
Biological process (GO): cellular response to oxidative stress; cellular response to carbon dioxide; carbon utilization
Cellular component (GO): cytoplasm
Molecular function (GO): zinc ion binding; carbonate dehydratase activity
Source: RefSeq, a predicted model, not a curated record